Molecule: messenger RNA, 1026 nt
Organism: Penicillium bovifimosum
Lineage: Eukaryota; Fungi; Ascomycota; Eurotiomycetes; Eurotiales; Aspergillaceae
Product: putative fructosamine-3-kinase
Exons: 2
Coding region: 1-1026 (341 amino acids)
Source: RefSeq, a predicted model, not a curated record
AUGUCUCCAGUCCCAGAACCAAUCCUCCAAGCCCUCUCCCUUCCCCCGGGAUCAAAAGCCACCCUCUCAACCUCCGGCCUAGGCUCAGGCUUUACAAGCACAGGAACCAUCCACGCCCAAGUGCCCAGCCAAAAUGGCACCGAAGAACGCCGCUACUUUGUAAAAACCUCCUCAAACGGCAAAGCCGCCGAGGAAAUGUUCCAAGGCGAAUCCGAGUCCCUGAACGCAAUCGCAACCUCAGUCCCAGGCUUCUGCCCCAAAGCCCUAGCCUGGGGCGCACUCGACUCCAGAACACACUUCCUCGCAACAGAGUUCCUCGAUCUUGGUGGUACAAAGAGCCGUAGUGCCGACGAGGAAACCUCGCUCGCGCACCGGCUGGGCAAGCUGCAUUCCACGCCCGCACCGCCAGACCCGGAAACCGGACGGCGCAGAUUCGGGUUCCCUGUGCCGACUUUCUGUGGUGAUACCAAGCAGCCAAAUAGGUUCUCCGAUAGCUGGGCGGACUUCUAUGCGAAGGAGCGGCUGCUUACGAUACUGGCGACGUCUGAAGAGCGGAAUGGGCGUGACGCUGAGUUGCGCGAGACUGUUGAGAAGACCGCUUACAAGGUUGUGCCGAGAUUGCUCGGUGAUGGGCAUCUAGGGUAUAACUCUAGUGGGGAGGGAGAGGGGAUUGUACCCGUCGUUAUUCACGGGGAUCUGUGGAGUGGAAAUGCUGAUAGCGGUCGGAUUGUUGGCUCGGGUCGAGAUGACAAGCCUGGAGAUGUGGUCUAUGAUCCCUCUGCUUGCUAUGGUCAUAGUGAAUUUGAGCUCGGGAUUAUGCGUAUGUUUGGCGGGUUUGGGGCCAGAUUCUUUGAGCAGUAUCAUCGGAUCGUGCCGAAGACGGAGCCCGUGGCGGAGUAUGAUGAUCGGGUGCAAUUGUAUGAAUUGUAUCAUCAUUUGAAUCAUCAUGCUAUCUUUGGUGGUGGAUAUCGAUCUGGUGCUAUGUCGAUUAUGCGGAGGUUGAUCAGGAAGUAUGGGAACGAUUAG